Giardia duodenalis is the source of this 1356-nucleotide messenger RNA. RefSeq lists its product as uncharacterized. The record is from RefSeq and is a predicted model, not a curated record. NCBI's taxonomy places the organism in Eukaryota, Fornicata, Diplomonadida, Hexamitidae. The coding region runs from base 1 to 1356 and encodes 451 amino acids. The transcript has a single exon.
AUGGAGGACCUUCCCUUCUCUACGUCUCCUAUCAACGCACGGCCAAAGUCUCUCCUCGAAUCCGGUCUCGGUGACUCCCUUAGGGCCAGUGCUGCGGGGAAUUCUUUUACGAAGAUGGCUCCAGGAUCAAUGCAGACCUCCGGGAUAAACGGUGUCACCUGCGGGAGCACGUUUGACUCAGAUGCCUAUGUAGCCAAGGUCAAUCAUAUGAACUACUUACACGCAACAGCACCUUACUCACCACCAGUACGCACCACAGAAAGCAGGAUAGGGCAGCCCGAAACCUAUGGGUUAGCACGUGAUUUCUUUAAGCGCAGCAUGCCUCGUUCUUAUAGCGCCUCCGCAGGACAUCUCUCUCGGAAGUAUGCGGGGCUUGAACCGGGAUCUCUGACUGGGCGAGACUUUUUCAUAACGAGCAAGGAAAUGGCAGAGCAGAGCAAAAAGAGUGACCCGACCAAGUUGCCUGGCGGUGAAAAUUUUAAGUAUGGGUGGAAAAUCGGUAGUCCGGCAGGGUGCGGAAGGGGAAUUGAUAUCAGCGCCUACAUGACUUCUCCGUCGGCUCUCUUGCGUAGCGAGAGCUAUUUCGAUGCACACAGAAGGCUCUGCAGAGAGCCUGAACCAGAGACGUCUCGCCUUUGCAAGUGUGCCGACUGGGAACGCCCUGUGUGCAAAACCUGUGGAAAGGCCCAUGCAAAUGGCGCUGUUGGAGGCUGCGAAUACGCAAAGGCAGUCUCGGACAGCUACCUAGCAAAGGAAAAGGACUCUGCAUAUGCGUUCACAGUUAAUAACGUCGCUGCCACGCAAGGUCACUUGCUUGCCGCCGGCGCACGCCUCCGCGGAGCACAGAAUUGCAAGAACAACUGCCCUGUUUGCCGCAUGGAGCACUAUCAGCCCUCGGAGCUCUGCAAGGAGCAUAUGGCUCACACGGCAGAUAGAAUCCGAGAUUAUGAAGUGCGCUCCCUUAUGCGCAGCCAAGACUUGGGAUGCGGCCUCCACCCUGACCGGCUUCCUUGCAAGGUUUGCCAUGCACAUCAUAUUAUGUUCACGCCACACGACAACCCUCGAAGCCACCAGUUGCCAGGCUCAUGCAGGGUCUGCGGCUCAUACCACAGUCCCGAAUACAUGCUAGACAGGGCCUGUCGCACAGCAGGAAUGGAUAGUGUUUCCAGGCUUCAGACCCUUGCUAGCUCCACCGGGGUGCCACGUAUGGAUGGGAGCACAUACAGUAUGCCUCAUGGGCCCCUCUCUGGGUCGAGAGGCGGCAUGAUGAAUAAGUCUGGUGCCUUUAAUAGCAACAUGAGUCUCAGCUUGGGCGUUAGCACAGCACCGGGGACUCGUCGUUUCUCGAUAGUAUAA